This is a messenger RNA of Malaya genurostris, 3189 nucleotides long. RefSeq names its product fork head domain-containing protein crocodile (gene croc). The transcript has a single exon. Gene Ontology annotation, biological process: anatomical structure morphogenesis; cell differentiation; regulation of transcription by RNA polymerase II. Lineage: Eukaryota; Metazoa; Arthropoda; Insecta; Diptera; Culicidae. Gene Ontology annotation, molecular function: RNA polymerase II cis-regulatory region sequence-specific DNA binding; DNA-binding transcription factor activity, RNA polymerase II-specific. The record is from RefSeq and is a predicted model, not a curated record. The coding region runs from base 594 to 1826 and encodes 410 amino acids.
GUGAGGAAAAUCAUCAUCAUCGGUCCCGCUAGUGUGCUAAUCGGUCCUGACUGUUUUUUGUAUAUUUUUGGACGUCCAAGAGUGUUGAUAUGUUAUUUUAUCGUUGGAACCCGUCGCUGCAAUAGCAAAAUCUGCAGCUCGCUCGUGCUCUCGUUUUGCCGCCGCAUGUUUGUGCCCAAAUCUGUACCGCACAAUAUCAUCCUCAGCUGGCAGAAGCCACUAGUCAGUGUUGGAUCCGCACCGGUGGUGGAUGUGUUUUUUGUUUUUUAUGAUAAUAAAGUGAAAUUUUGAUUGAAAACAAUGUCGGUGUGAUAUGUACCCUUCGACCGUCUCACUUUUUUCGUAAAUGGUUCCCGGUUUUUAUUAUUAUUGGAAGCAAGACGAUUAGUGACAGUGUGUGAGUGGACUCCAACGUGUAGCAAACCAGUUUAACGAGAAAAAUAAAAACAUUUGCAAAAACUUGUUGUGGAAGAUAAUAUUGUUAGGAAUAAUAAAUUUAGCUGUUUGAACUGCAAACAAAUAGCAGGUGAUCCCGAGAAAACCGGAGGCCUCCUCUUUGAUAGUGACCGGUUCGCAGGGAAAGUGUAGCGAAUAUGCAUACUUUGUUCACGGAUCAGAACACGUUCUCGCGGCACUAUGGCCACGUACAGCCAGGAUAUCCGACAAACACCGGAACCAUGGCACCAGCCCACCACUAUCCGUACGAUCAGUACUCGCGAUAUCCGUACGCUGGAUCGGCAUAUGCCCUCACAGCGGCCCACCAAAAUAAGGAAAUGGUUAAGCCUCCCUACUCAUACAUUGCUCUAAUUGCAAUGGCCAUCCGAGAUGCUGCCGAUAAGAAGAUUACUUUGAACGGAAUUUACCAGUACAUUAUGGAGCGUUUUCCCUAUUACCGGGACAACAAGCAAGGCUGGCAGAAUUCCAUCCGGCACAAUCUCAGCUUAAAUGAAUGCUUUGUGAAGGUGCCUCGUGACGACAAGAAACCGGGAAAAGGAAGCUACUGGACGUUGGAUCCCGACUCGUACAACAUGUUCGAUAAUGGCUCUUAUCUUCGCCGUCGACGACGCUUCAAGAAAAAGGAUGCACUUAGGGAAAAGGAAGAAAUGAUGAAACGUCAAAGUAUGAUGCUGGAAGAUAAAAUUGGAGACAUAAAACCGUUGAAGAUUAUGGGAGCAUCCCACUUGGAUGGUAAGCAACUUAGUCAUCAGUUUAAGCGGGAACCUGGUCUCGACCUAGCAACCCAAUGCAUGGUGAAAGAUGGUUUGACUCCUACGAUUUUGAACUCCUGCCACGAUACUCUUGCGACUCAAAUGAAUCAUCUGUCCACUGGGGAACACGGUUUCACCGUGGACUCUCUAAUGAACGUGUACAACCCGCGGCUUCAUCACACAUCUUACCCGUACCAUUUCAACGAAGACCAAUUGGUUACGACAUCGACACAGUUCCGUCACCAGCACUCCUCCGCCCAUCAUCCGCCACCGCAUGGUGGUUGGUACACUCCGGAGACACCACCGGAAUCCAUCGGUAACACCUCCGGGGGUAGUUCGUCAACACCAACCAUUCCCACCUCGGCGCAUCAUCACUCAUCCGGCUUUCGAGACAUGGUGUUCGAUCAUAGCCAAACCAACUGCCAGUUGGAUACGGGCAGUCCCAGUAACAGCAUAACCUCCGCCAGUCCACCGGUGAUUCCGGGUUCAACGAGCAGCUCUGCUGCCGCUGCGGCCGCCGUGGCAGCCGGACACCUGACGGCCGGAAAUCUUAGCCAUUUGGGACAUUAUCGGUCGCACGUCGGCUACUAUCAGGACUGUGGUAUCAAGUACGUGUAAAGGUAUCCGGAUCUUCAGACUACGUGCUGUUCAAAUAGACUCUCACGCUAGGUGCUCUCCUGCUAAAGUGCUCUCGAAGGCAUCAAUCAUUAUUUCGACGAUUUCUUGUUUGAGAUAGACCGUGUGUGCUCUUGAAUUCGAGAAGCGAUUCUUCAUCCAAAACCAGCGUUAGUUGGUUUCACGGAGUAAUUUUGCAGUCGUGCUUCUGUAUGGGAACUCAUUUUUAUGCUGUGCAUUGAAAAAAAAGUCCCAAAAACUGGUUAUUAAUUUUCGCUAUAAAUAUCAAUACCGGUUCCCAUCGAAAAGAUUUCAUAUCCGCUCUAGCACGCAAGUAGGAGAGUUUUCCAAGGCGUGAUAUCAGCUUACAGAUGAAGUAAGUGAAAUCCAUUGACUGAUGUGCUGAUUUAAUUUAUUUCCAAUUUACGUGCAUAGCUUUAAGGUGAUAUAAUCGAGCAUCUCAUUCCUGGAAUUCGAAUUUUAAUGCAAACAAAGCGUUGAGGUUUACAAAAUGUAAUUUUUAAGAUUCGUUAUAGUUGUUCAAAGCUCGACAUUUCAUUGGACUAUGUAAAUGUUAAACUAAAUUACGAUGCAGGAGAACGGUCCAACAAGUACGUGUUCUUGUAGUAAAUCAUCUAGCAUAUGCAUUUUGUACAUAUUAAAUAAGUAAGUUAUUUCUUAAACAAUAAAGUCGAAUUGAUCGCCAAAAAUCCAUGACAAACCAGCUUAUCUCUUUGUGUGCGUGUAGAAAUAUUAUUAAAAACAAGCAACCACUUGAAUUCCGGAAUCGUCAGCAAAUGAGCGAGAGCAAACAAUAGCGGUUAGGUGAACGUGCAAAUAUGAUUUUUUGAACCAUAGUAAACAAGAUUAAAUUGUUAAGCAAACGAUGUGAUGUAUCUUAACGAAUUUUCGAAUAUGGGACGUACUGCACUGUGUACGCAUGUGUCAGUGUGAGUCCCGGCGGCGCCUCAUAUUAGUGAUUGAGCUCUAGCAGCAUAGAAAAACCCGUAGCGAAUCAUUUAUGUUAUUUGUUUUCUGUUUUUUUUUCAACUAGGCCUCUGAUUUCCCAUUCGUUUAUGCUGUAGAACCUUUCACGCUUUGUCGAAAAUGAAACAGAUCUAGGGCAUCAAUCGAGGCAGAUAAAACGGUAGCAAUGAGAACUUGUCAAAGGAAGAACGAUAGGCUAAUUAUGAUGUUGUCUUCUUUUUCUGUGUAUAAAACUCUGAGAUUAGACUAGCAGGACACGGUUAUUCUUAUAGAAAUUAAUAUACGUGCAUUGCAGGAUAGUGUAUUAUAAAACUAGUAUUUAACAAUAGAUUCAAAUUCAUAUAAUAUAACAUCACCGGUGAAAAUGAAAACAUGAAUA